Messenger RNA from Esox lucius (northern pike), 1837 nucleotides. RefSeq names its product polymeric immunoglobulin receptor. NCBI's taxonomy places the organism in Eukaryota, Metazoa, Chordata, Actinopteri, Esociformes, Esocidae. The record is from RefSeq and is a predicted model, not a curated record. The transcript is spliced from 9 exons. The coding region runs from base 159 to 1418 and encodes 419 amino acids.
GCAAUGUUCUGCGGGGGCGGAGUCAGCCAAAAAGGUGGGGUCCUCAAGCAGAAAGUCCCACAUGCUAUGACAAUACAAUAACUCAUCCUCAGUCCAACAAGCUAAACUUGGGAAGGAGCUUCAAGUCAUUUUCGGUUAACUGGAGACAGGAGUUCAUCAUGACACUUCUUCACAUUGUGUUCCAUAGCAUCCUUUUUGCUGCUGUCUGGAGGGUGUCUAUUGAAGAUAAUAUUUUAGUAUAUGGAUAUGAAGGAAGUGGAGCAGAGAUCAGAUGCCCCUAUGACAAUGGAUAUGAGCACUAUGGGAAGUACCUCUGUACCGAGAACUGUGACUACCCUGAUAUUUUAAUUGAAACUAAAUGGCAAGUUAGCCGUGCUGAGAGAGGCAGAUUCUCUCUGUAUCACGACACAAUGAGUAGAAAGUUUAUUGUGUUUGUCAGCAAGCUUACUUUUACAGAUGCUGGGAAAUACUGGUGCGGAGUGAGCAGAAAUGCCAAAGACAUCUAUACAGGAGUCAUACUGCGUGUAGUCAAAGACUGGUGCUGUGACAGCCCCACCUUCAUGCAGGCAAAAAGUCAGGAUCCUGUGUCCAUAAGCUGUCCGUACGAGCCUCAAUAUAACGACAGAGAAAAGUACUUCUGCAGAGGGGCACGACCCUCGGCAUGUUUUCAACGGGCUAUAGUCAAAUCCACACAGGACAAAGCUGGGAGGAUCUCCCUCCAUGACAACCAUGCAGCCAGGGCGUUCACAGUAACAAUCACUGGAUUGGUCAAAGAGGAUUCUGGGUCAUAUAUGUGUGGAAUCCGUAUCAACCAAGGUGUGGAUGUGUUCACUUUGGUUAACCUGGAAGUUAAUGAAACAACAACGACCUUAUCUCCAACAACGACCUUAUCUCCAACAACGACCACAUCUCCCUCAACAUCUUCCACAUCCUCAUCACCAGGCUCAACCAUCAGUAACAUCACCCUUCAGACACAAUCACAUGAAAACACUAUUGGCACCUCUGUUUUCUGGUUAAUUGGUUUGGCCGCGAUCUCUGUGAGUGUGGUUGUCUUGGUGUUUGUAUUCACCAUGAUUUGCAUUUGCAGAUGUAAGAGAAAGAGGAUGCUGGGUUCUGCAGGGCCAAAUAGAGAAGGAGGAUUACAAGAGAAUACAGAAGUUGCAGUGGGUGCGAAACUGUCUUCCUGUGAGCAACGCUCUUUCAACCCUGACAUUAAAGCAUCUGCAAAAUUACAGAGAAAAACAGGAGUAUUUGAGGAUAUUUAUGUAAAUACAGAAGUGAAUGUAGAAGUGGAAAGAAAACAUCCCAACUGUAAGCCCCAACACCCCUUCUACCCUGAAGAUGAGUCAAUCUAUGAAAAUACCACAGAUUAUGAAAACAUUCAGUAUGGUACCAUAUGUAAAAAAAAAAAACACUGAGUUGAUACACUUAACACAACAGUUAAAUUGUUAACCGCUUUUUCCCAUCUAAGGCAGUGAAUAUCACAAGAGAACAUGCAUCAUUAGUUGAGACAGGCAGUUUUGUUGUUAAUUGUUAAAGUAAUCUCACAGUUUGGUAAAUUCAUCUCACACACACGCCCAACUAAAGAAGUGAGAAUUGAAUGGUUACCAUUAAAAUAGUACAUUAUUACAGUUUGUGUAAGCAUUUUAUUCCCCAAUGUUUACAUUGAUCUUAAGUAUGGAGUUAGAUAGCUGCCAAAAGCUCAAGAGUACAUAUUGUUGGGAUUGUAAAAUAAGCCAUAAUGUAAAUUUGUUAAAAAGGCAUACUGUACAUAAAACUAGUGAUGGCCAUUCAAGGCUUCAUUAGCGCUAUUUUAGCAGCAGGAUAUUAUGCUAGC